Molecule: messenger RNA, 6906 nt
Organism: Drosophila willistoni
Lineage: Eukaryota; Metazoa; Arthropoda; Insecta; Diptera; Drosophilidae
Gene: CdGAPr
Product: GTPase-activating protein CdGAPr
Exons: 7
Coding region: 411-6278 (1955 amino acids)
Biological process (GO): small GTPase-mediated signal transduction
Molecular function (GO): GTPase activator activity; protein binding
Source: RefSeq, a predicted model, not a curated record
CAACAAUCGAGAGAUACGGACGUGUUUGAGUUGGUCGCGGAUGCAAAGAAAAAAAUACAUUUUAAUGACAAAAAAGGUUAAAAAAUAACGCGAUAGUUGAGUGCUUUGGGGUGGAAAAGCGGGCGUGAAAAUGUGGUAGCCAUAUAACUUGGUGAAAUUGCACCACUGACUCGCUAAGAGACACCAACCAACCAACCACACAAAGUUCGCCCACACACAUACACGCAUUUGUUGUAUUAUAUCGAGAAUACAGGAAAAACGGUUCGAAACGAAUACAAAAAAUAGAAAAAAGUGAGAAACGUGCGAACAUCGAGUGUUAUGAAAAUGUGCUAAUAUUACAUGGAAAAUUGCACGAAAAAAAAGAUGGUCGCCUACAUAUAAUCGUUUCCAUAUAUAUAUAAAAGCACAUCAUGUCCGAGAAGGUCAGCACUUCCCUUGCUGCUCAGCUGCAUAAUCAUGCAUUGACAUCAAGCGAAGCGGCAACAACGGUAGCCAGUUGCCACCAUGUGGCAGCACCUGCAAAGGAAACGGCACAACAACAGCAGCAGCAGCAGCACCAGCAGCCACUCCAAUUCGAAAUGGAUGGACCAGCAGCAGCGAUAAGUGCACAAUUGAAUUUUAAAAUUAUGCCCGCUGACAGUUUGCCCGGUUUGAGCUAUCAGGAAAUGUUUGCUUCGAUGAAUACAUCACAAAUUUCGAAUGCCUCGACAGAGUCCAGCUGUAGUCCACCGUCGGUGGGUAUUGGGUGUGGUCCCCCAAAGCCGGCGAGACACAUGGCCGUACAGCCAAUGAUUAGUAAAUCCUGUCGCUUUCCCAAGCUCGAAGAAUGUGCCCAUUUUCAUUACGAGAGAGUUCAAUUGGGAGCUCUGUCUGUCCAGCUGCUCGACGAUAAAUCAGAGCAAUUGAGCAACAGUAUUGCCUCGCAAUCAAUUGGCGGUGAUGUGGCCCACAAUUCCUUGAGAAGUUUCUCACCCGAAAGCUGUUGGUUCAUCAUACGAGUGUGUCCGCAGCGUUGUGAACCGUUUCUGAUUAAGCGCAGUUUUGAGAAUAUGCAAAUGCUGGACGAGAUGUUGCAUCGUUGUGUCUAUGAUCGUAAGAUCAGUGGCCUACGUAAUAUGUCCGAGCUGGAGGCAGAAUUACCCAGUGAAUCAGAUGUGGAAUAUGCUGUGGCCAAAUAUUUGGAGCGUUUCUCGAAAAUUGCCUCUGAUUCGUUGACAUGUGGAACUGUCUUGACAUGGCUUCAAUUGGAUAAUAAGGGACGUCGCCUGCCCCUGGCCGAUGGUGAAACUCAACGUACCAUUAAUACUCCUGCUGUGGGCGCUGCCUAUGGCGUUAGACGCUAUCAGGCACAGGCUCCGGAUGAAAUUAAUAUCGAAGUUGGCGAUAUGAUCUCAGUGAUCGAUAUGCCAAGUCCAGCGGAAUCCGUUUGGUGGCGUGGCAAGAAAUCUCAUUUACAGAAAUCUCACUAUGAAGUUGGUUUCUUUCCACAAUCGUGUGUGGCUACUAUUGGGGAUAAGGUACCAAGAAAUUUCCCUAUGCCAGCACCAUUGGUCGGCCAUUUGGACAGUGUGUCACCCACAAAGCCGGUAUUGAGAAAACAUGGCAAAUUGAUUGCCUUCUUUCGUUCGUUUAUUCUGUCACGACCCUCGCGACGACGUCUCAAACAGAGUGGCAUUUAUCGGGAGCGGGUCUUUAAUUGCGAUUUAUCGGAGCAUUUACUCAACAGUGGUCAAGAUAUACCCAUGGUGCUGAAAUCUUGUGCAGAAUUUAUUGAGAAUUAUGGUGUAAUCGAUGGCAUUUAUCGCCUGUCGGGCAUCACAUCGAAUAUACAACGUUUGCGGCGUUCCUUUGAUGAGGAGCGUGUUCCUGACUUGGGUAAUCCCGAAAUGAAACAGGAUAUCCAUGCAGUGAGCUCACUAUUGAAAAUGUAUUUCCGUGAAUUGCCCAAUCCUUUGUGCACUUAUCAAUUGUAUGAUAAUUUUGUUGAGGCUAUACAAGUGAAAGCCGAUGAGGCCGACGAACGAUUGCGUUUGAUGAAGGAAACCGUGCUAAAGUUACCGCCGCCGCAUUAUCGUACUUUAAAAUACUUGGCCGAGCAUUUGUUUAAAGUGUCACAACAUCAUGAACGAACUGGGAUGACGGAUAAGAAUUUGGCCAUUGUCUGGGCUCCGAAUUUGCUACGUUCUCCGGCAUUGGAAUCUGGUGGUGUGGCCGCCUUACGUGGCGUUGGCGUUCAAGCGGUAGUCACUGAGUACCUGAUACGCAAUUGCCAUAAUAUAUUUGAUGCCAUUGAAGAUCACAAUGCUGCACGUUUGAGUGUGGCAACAGCGGCAGGAGCUGGAACUGGAAUUGGGGCCACAGGCGAACUUCGUCUCGAAUCGUUGACAGAUUGUGAGAGUUUAUUGGUGGAGCAACGAGAACAGGAUCAGUCCUUAACGGUGGUCGAACGGCCCAAGAGUUUAAGUACAGGCGGAGCCAAGCUAAUUAGCCUGGAAGAGGCUCAAGAGCGUCAUUCACGCAUCGAGGCUACCGAUCUGAAGCAAUCUCUGCCCAUUAGUAUGCUCUCCUCGACCAGUAAUGCGGCCACCAAUAUUGGUUCUUACAUAGAAGUGGGCGGAGGACCAUCUAGUUUGCCAGAUAAAUACCAUACAGUGCUAUCAGCUCCAAGAAGUUGGCAGAAACGUAAACCGGACAAGACGCCGUCUUGGAAAUCCAUUUUCACGCGCAGUCAACGUCAAGGUAGUGUCGAUCCUGGCCAGAAACUGGUAGGCCCACAUGAUGCAGCAAGCGCAGGCGGCGGCGGCAAGGAACCAUCAAGUUCUCGAGUUAAUUUUGUUCAAGCAUCGCAUGCUCAUGCCAGCAAAGAGCUAUCGAAACUGGAUAAGCCCAAGUCCAUUGAGCUAUUGGAGACGACACAUGAGAUGAGGGAAUCAAAGCCCAUGGAAUUGUGUAUACGUUCCAAUUCGAUUGAUAGUCUGCGCACUGUGGGUCACUCUCGCAGUGUUUCGCAUGAUUCAUAUUUCGAUUUAUUGCAAUCUCCACAGCGUGGCCAUAUGACCACCUGCCCAUCGCGUGAGUUAUCCGAAUUGGGGCUUAAUUUUGAUCGUGAAGAACCAGAAAUGCGCAUUUUCUCUGAAAGCGAGAGUCUAGUUAGUUCGCCGCGUGUGGGCAAAGAGAAUGUUCCACCCGCUUCGGGAUGUGCCACGCGUCGUAUUAUGCGUGCACGGCCCGAGGAAUUCUCCAGUCAAACGAAUAGCGUUAAUCCCAGUCCCAAAAAGCAACCGCGUCUUAAUCUAUUAUCACCCAGCACGGCCAGAAGUCUUCCACAUGCCACAAGCAGCAACGCCAGCGGCGGCGGCGUAGUGCACACCGCAGCAGCGAAUGCACCGUGUGGCCAUGAACCAGCUGGUGCUGAGAAUUGUUGCAAGCGUUAUAAGCUAGAGGAUCAGCUAUCUGAUAUACAAUUCAUUGAUUGUGGUACUCCGGAGCAUGCUCCGACAACACAACAACAAUUUGCCAGCGUGGAAGUGCAUUCACCACCGCCACCAAAGCCGGCUAGAGCAGCUAAUCAUCAUUCAGCCGGCGUAGAGGCGCCCCUCUCCGCAUCAUUAACGACGGCGGCAACACCCGCGAAUGCCACAACUCGUUAUAGUUAUCCCCAAGUGCAGUUGGGAGCAAAGCGCAAGGAGAAACAAGUGGCCAAAGAACGUUUCAGCUAUCCGGGCACAAACAAUGAGACGCAACCAAACACAAUUCCCCCACGACCCAAGCACAAUCAUGCGACGCCUCCGUUGCGUAGUAAACCCAGAAUUGAAACAUCUGAGGAUUCGCAAGUGAAAUUAACUGUACCCACACCAACCACUCCAGCCCAUAGUCCACGCUAUUCGUUGCUUCUAUGCGAUACAGAGGAGAGUUCGGAAAAUAGUUCGGCUGUGAAUACACCACAAUAUGAUAUGGAACCAUUGAUGCUAACCUCAGCCAUGUCGGGCAUAUCCGGUGUAUCAUCCAAUAUGCAACAACAAUUGCUAUUGGGUGUGGAUGCAACAGGGGGCAGUAGUUAUUUGGGCAGCUCCUAUGAGAGCAUAGGCCAGCAUUUUAAUAAUCUGCAAGAUGUAGAACAUCGUGAUAUGAAUGCAUUGAAACGUGAAUUAUCUCUGGAUUUGCAACCAUUGCAACCAACACGUCAAUCGCAAACGGUUAACAACAAUCGGGCAGCCACUUUGCCAGUGAAAGAACAACUUCAGACAGCUGCCGCCAUGUGCUGCUCCUCGCCGAAUAAUUCGAAUUUCACCGACAAUACUAGUCAAUCGGUAACGCCCAGUGAGUUUGGUUAUCAACAUUUGCAACGACAACUCAGCAUGCACUCAUUGCUGGCCACAGAGGAGAGUUCUCCCGUCUAUGAGGAUUUCGAACAGACGCCAAGUAAUACAUUUGCUGCCGCUGGGCCACAAAAACUUUUGGCUAGUCCCAUCAAGUCUACCAUAAGCAUAACAUACAAAUCGCCAGAGAAGGAAAAGCCGCCAUUAUUAAAUGAAAAACCAUCAACACUGCUAGAAACAAAUUUCGAUGAGAAUAUUGUAUAUGAGCAGGUAAAAUUGUUUCGUAAUUCGGUAACUGAAGUCAAUCAGAUGCUUAAUGAGAGGCAUAGCCUAAAGCAAAUUGAGGAGGAAGAGCAUGAUGGUGGUGCCUCAAAGGCCGCAGAAAUGACACAACAAUUGCUCGAUUUGGAGGAGCAGCAGCAUCAAUUACUCUAUGAGAAUAUUGAGUUACGUAAACCUCAAACAGUUUAUGAGAAUCUACGUGGCGAGGAAAUGAAAGUCAAUACUCAAAACGAUACAGACACAGAAACAACAAAAACUUGUGAUCGCAUCGAACUGGAUAGUUUGGAAAGUUUGCCUGAUAAUAACACUUUACAAGACGAACACGAAUCACUUCAAGAACAACAACAACAACAACAAAUGCCAGAAGAAGAAACAAUGGCACAACUUUCAUAUAGAAAAUCACCAUCGUUUAGUGUCAAAGAAUUGGCAAAUAAAUUUGAAAGUUCACCCGUUGAGCAAUUGCCAAGUUUUGAUUUCUCUCUACGCGGUGGCUCAAUGAAGAAACCAAAUGAAUUGAGUGUACCCAAGCCCAUCAAUGCAGGAUUAGGUGGAGGAGGAGGAGUAGGAUCUGGUGCAGUCGCAACUGUUCCUGCUUCACUUAAAAAACUCAAUAAUGCACAGAAAAUUACUCGUUCACUGGAUGAGAAUGCAUUUGUACGUGAAUUUGGUGGCAAACAAUUGCAAGAUUUAUCAGUAAAUAAAUUGCCUGAAAUGAUAAUGCCCGAUUUGAAUAAUCGUCGCAAAAGUUUCGAUUUCACGCGUCCCAAGACAUUGAAUCCACCCAAACGUUUGCCUGGCAUGAGCAUUACCGAGGAGAUUUGUCAGAAACGUGAACAAAUUACACCCACAACCGAGAAUCGUAUCUCGUUAAUCCAACAAAAUAAUAUACCCAAAGAGACGUCUGCCAUCAUCACAACAUCGACUCCAGUAUCCUUGCCACAGCAGCCACCAUUGGGAGUGCCGCCACCAAGCAAUUCGGGACGCAAGAGUGUCCUUACCGGAGUUAUACUUGAUCGUGAGCGCAUUGAUAAGAUCAAAGAGGAACGUCGCCAGCAAUUGACACAGAAAUACUAUGGCGAUACUCUGAAAUCACGCUCAAAAACUGAACUCAACAGCGAGGAUAAUAAUUUCCAAACAGCCGAAUCAUUACGCAUCAAGUCCAAAUCACGUGGAGAUGUACACACUUUGCAAAAGGAUAUGGAUAUGAACUUAAAGCAAUUGUCACGUGUGGCUGCCGCUGGUUCGGAGAGCACUUUGAAUACAGGCGACUAUGCAACACAACAUCAUCAUCAGCAACAACAACAACACCACCACCCACAUAAUCAACGUGUUCGUCGCAUUUCCGAUGAAAAGAAUCAAAAUUGUGAUACCAAUAAUGGGGGAAUAUCAACAACGUUGCUAAGCGUUAAAUCGGCAGCUCAAAAAUAUGAUACAAAUAAAGCAGCAGCAACGGCAGCAGCAGCAACUGUGGCACCACCAGCAGCAAUAACAACAACAACGACUGCACCUGGUAAAUUUGAACGUGCCUCAUUGCUGCCCUCACGUGAUCGAGGGCAAAGGAACUCAUUAAGUGCCAAUGAGUCAAAUGCAAGCGUCAACAAUAGAGAAAAGAUCUCACCACAAUUCUCAAUUCGCGAUGUGACAGCGAUGUUUGAAUCUCGUUCACAAAACCAAUAGACUAAGGGGGACAAAAAUUACCAACUAUUUGUACAUCGAAUAUGAAAUGAAUGAAGAUGACAACUGCUAAAAUGAUAUAGCCGUUCAUGCGUGUUAUUAUAUAAUAUACUCUAUAUAUUUAUAUAUAUAAAUAAAUAUAUAUAGUCUAUACAUUUUUUUAUAUAUGUAUUUUAUUUAGUUUCUAAACAUUAUCGUUUAAGUCGCAAUACCUACAUACAUACAUAUACAUGCAUACAAAUUCAAGUGGCUGCCAAAGACAUGAAAUUUAUAUAUACAUAUAUACGCCACUUGAUAAAAAAAUUUUAGUUUAUGGACGACUAUGCAAAAUUUAAUUUUGUUUUAAGAGCGCAUAUUAAAGAAAAAGAACUAAAAGACCCAAAAACCACGCCCAUUGCAUUGAGGUGAUGUUUGUUUUUUUUUUAUAGUCGUUAAGUUUCAUACGUUUUUGUUUUAUACUUUGACAAAAGAAAAAAAAAUUAUAAAUUUGUAUUAAAUUUAAUCGUUUCAUUUGUGUUUAGUGUGCUUAAUUUUUAGACGUUUUGGUUGUAAUUAAUUAUAUAUACAUAUAUUAUGAUUUUAUGAAAUUAUUUUCGAAACAAUGCAUUUUCAUGGCAACUUGUGCGUGUUG